Symbiodinium sp. CCMP2592 is the source of this 315-nucleotide messenger RNA. The record is from the annotation of a GenBank genome assembly. Lineage: Eukaryota; Dinophyceae; Suessiales; Symbiodiniaceae.
AUGAGGGGCAUGAGGGGAAAGACGAAAAAGGUCGAUAAUGAGACCGCCCCAACGGCAGGUGCCCCCACGGUCCCUGCGACUGGUGCUGCGACGUCAGGCGCGACGCCCACUGCCGCAGAAGCGUCACGAAGUUCCUUCGCGGGGGGUGAGCCGGGGAAAGAGGUCGCCGGCUUCACGUGGCCCGCGCUGGCCGCGGAGGUGCCACCUUCCGUCUCCAAGCAGGUGGCCAUCAUCGGUACCGGGCUUACAUUAGCCUUGUCCCUGGUCUCGCAGGGCAUCGCCGUGGCCUUGAUCGACCCGAGGCCCAGUUUCGAG